AUGAAACUGACGCCUGCCAUUAUCGCGUCCCAGGCCGCAGGAGUUGACCUCCAGCAGCUCAAGGACCUCACCAUGUCCAAGAAGGAUAUCAACCAUAUCGAGGACAUCUCGACCUGUGUCAAUCUCCACAAGCUGGUCCUUACGAACAACAAGCUCAGCUCCACCGACUCGAUUGCCGGACUCCAGUACCUCCCUUCUUUGACACUUCUUAACCUCUCGGGAAAUCAGCUUGAUUCUUUUGAGGGUGUUCAACGCCUCAAGACCCUCUUUGUGCUGAACAUGUCCCACAACGAACUGAACAGAAUCUCAAUGCACAUCGAAAAGCUCGUCAACCUCAAAGCCCUAGUCCUCAACAACAACAAGAUCAAAGUCGUCGAUCACCUCGGCUCACUGACAGAGCUCAACACAAUCGUCCUCUCCCACAACCGGAUCCAAUCCCUCCCUUCCUUCCCACUCCUCACAAAACUCACAAAACUCUCGGCGGCUCAUAACGAGAUCCGUCAGAUCCCGGAUUUGUCAGAGAAUGGGUUGUUGAAGGAGUUGAGGUUGAACCAUAACAAGUUUUUGACGAUCCCGGAUUCGCUUAGGAGAUGUACGGCGUUGGAUAUUCUGGAUUUGGGAGGCAAUAUGUUGAGAGAGUGGUCGGAUGUUGCGCCGUUGGGGUCGUUGAUGCAUUUGAUUAACCUCAACCUGCAAGGAAACCCCAUCUGCGAAAAGACUGACUACAAGAAGAAGAUUCUGGAGUUGGUACCUUCGCUGCGUGUACUGGACGGCGAAAGGUUCGACCCCAAGUUCCUCCAGAUCAAGGCCAAGCGUGCCGAACACAAGGAGGUCGUCGAGAAGAUGAAGCAAAAGAAGGACGAUCUGGAGAAGAAGAAAACUCUCAAGAAGAUCAAGCGUGGCGAGAUUCAGGCCGAGGAUGUCGAUCAGGAGGUUCUGGAUGGCGCGAAUCAGUUUGAGCGCAAGAAGAAGAAGUCCAAAACUGAGAAGGAGGAGAAGGAGGCCAGGAAGGAAGAGAAGAAGAAGCGGAAGGAGGAGAAGGCUGCUAAGAAGAGCAAGGGUGAGGGUGAGAGUGAUGAUGAGGAGAAGGAAGAGAAGAAGGUCAAGAAGUCCAAGAAGGAUGUUUCUAGCAGCAAGGACCAUGAUGAUCGGAAAUCCAAGAAGCGUUCAAGAGAUGCCGGCGACGAGUCUGGGGAGACUGCAGCAGCAGCAGAACCUAGGAAAAAAUCGACCCUCUCCUCAGUCUUCAAGGGCAAUGGACCUCGCCCCCUCGCUGCUUUGGCUCCCCCUGCUACCUCAGACGCUGACGGAGAUGUGGAGAUGGACGACACAGAGGCCAAGGCUGCCAAGGCCGAGUUGAACAGGGUCCGCAAGGAAACACGGAAAGCCGCCAAGAAGGAAGCCAAGAAGGAGAAGACUGCCGAGCUCCUGUUGAAGAAGAAGACCGCUCGCUCAAACAAGGAAGUAAAGGAGCCCACCACCCUCGAGGAAGACGAAUUCUUCUCCAAGCCUACGGAGGAGGAGGUCAAGACCAAGAAAGCCAAGAUCGAGAAGGCUAUUGCUGCUGCUACCCCCGCACCUGCACCUAAGGUGGAGGCGUCCAAGGUGGAAGUCGCACCUGCACGUGUUCUGGACCCUGCACAGGCAGCCAAGGCGCGUUCAGGAGUUGUUGCUGUUGUCGACAAGUCUGCUCAGCUGGCCAAGAAGAACAAGCAGCCUAAGUUCGAUAUCUCGGCCCUCGAGGAAACCUCAGAUGCCUUUGGCGGCGGACAGGUCUCUGGCUGGGACUAA
Molecule: messenger RNA, 1791 nt
Organism: Linnemannia hyalina
Lineage: Eukaryota; Fungi; Mortierellomycota; Mortierellomycetes; Mortierellales; Mortierellaceae
Source: the annotation of a GenBank genome assembly